GAGAUCACGCUGAGCAUUGUAUCCAAUUUCAGUUGGGUUGGUUUCGUGAGAAAAGGUGGAGAGUUAUGUUUGUGUAAAAAAUGUCGGGCAGUCGAUAGGGAUCGGUUCGCGCACUGACAACCAAAACAACAGUCCUCUUAAAGUCGUCUGAUAGUAACACGCUUUUUGCUUUUUAUUUCGAAAGUAGUAUGCGAUAGUGUAACUAGAAGAUCAUAAGAGGCAGAAACUCAUCUGUCAUCCCCUCUGACCCAUCGGCCCCCACCUCAGCUGUGACUGCGGAUGUCAGAGGCCGUGGGGCUCUCGAACUGGGGCUGGCAGUGAGGCUGAGUUCAGGCCCGGUUUGCGAUCCCUGAGUAAUGAACACGUUCUGGAGCAUGUCUGCAAACGCGGGUCGUAAGAGAUCUGACAGCGAGGACAAGGCAGGACCCGGGGAGCAGCGUGUCAGCCCUCCACGGGCCUCGUUUGGCAAGAAGCAGCUGCCCUCCAUCCCCAAAAACGCGGUGCCAGUCACCAAGCCUGCAUCGCCCGCCCCCUCUGCCCAGUCCACCAAUGGCACACACGCAUCCUACGGGCCCUUUUACCUGGAGUACUCUCUGCUUGCAGAGUUUACCCUGGUGAUCAAGCAGAAGCUCCCUGGAAUAUAUGUGCAGCCAUCAUACAGAUCAGCAUUAAUGUGGUUCGGGGUCAUCUUUAUAAGACAUGGCUUGUACCAAGAUGGGGUCUUCAAGUUCACCGUUUACAUCCCCGAUAAUUAUCCCGACGGGGACUGUCCUAAGGUGGUCUUUGACAUCCCAGUCUUCCAUCCUCUGGUGGACCCUGUUUCGGGAGAGCUUGACGUCAAGAGAGCUUUUACCAAGUGGAGACGGAACCACAAUCAUAUCUGGCAGGUGCUAAUGUAUGCACGCACCAUCUUCUACAAAAUCAGCACCCAGGAGCCCCUCAACCCAGAAGCUGCUGUGCUGUAUGAAAAGGAUGUCCAGCUCUUCAAGAGCAAGGUGGUCGACAGUGUGAAACUGUGCAACAGUCACCUGUUCGAUCAGCCAAAAAUAGAUGACCCCUAUGCAAUAAGUUUCUCACCAUGGAAUCCAGCUGUACAUGAAGAAGCAAAGGAGAAGAUGUUCACUCAUAAAAGACGGCCUGAGGAUCAUCACAAGGGACUGCAGGUGUCUGGAUUGUCGUGGGUAAAACCAGGAUCCACACAACCCUUCAGUAAAGAGGACAGCAGCCUCCAGACAUGAACCUGCAGCUCAACAUGCUGAACACUAGAGGGAGUCACCAGCACAAUGGCUAAUACCCCAGACUUGCUAGAGCAACUUCUUUUGUGUAAAUGAAUUUGAUUGGUUUAAACUUUGUCAGUUAGUAUUGAUACUGUUCUAAGUUACUGCCCAGAAUAGGUUAAAAGUAGGCUUUUGAUAUCCCUGCUAUAAAUUGAGAAUAAAUUACAUUUGAUGAGUCUGCAAUGCUUAGAGCCGUGAAUGACUACAGGUUUUCCCUUCCCCUCCUGAUCCAUAUGAAUGGUUUACGGCGUCUUUACAAACGAAUGCUUAAUACUAUAUUCUGAUGGGCCUGUCUCAUCAGUUGUAUAUGGCUUAGCCAUAUGUGUCACGUCUUAAAUAGUUCUAAUAUAUAUUGACAGAGCAAGGUAAAUAUGGUUUUUAAGAAGGUAAUUUAAUCAUGAUCCAUGCCUACUUCUGUAAUGUAAUUUGAAGUGUUUGGUUUAUCAUUUAGGCUUAUUGAUGUGUAAAUAUUGGAAGGAUUUGUGUAAAUGAAGUUGUUUGGACAGGUAGUUUUCUGGAAAUUCUUUUUGGCUUAUUAUUUAUGUACAUCUGGAAAGCUUUUUUUAUGUUUGAUUUACCAUUUGGCUCUGGCCUUUGUUUUCAAACGAACUAGUUUUUUUUUUUUUUUCUCCCAGAGGAAAUUACUUCAGACCUUUGUUUGAGAUACUGUAUAGGCAAUGCAUUUUUAAAAGGCAAAUUUUCAUUGGAAUAAAUUCAAUAAAAUCACUGAACCUGA
Paramormyrops kingsleyae is the source of this 2013-nucleotide messenger RNA. RefSeq names its product akt interacting protein (gene aktip). The record is from RefSeq and is a predicted model, not a curated record. Lineage: Eukaryota; Metazoa; Chordata; Actinopteri; Osteoglossiformes; Mormyridae.